UCUGUCCGCGGAGAUGACUCGGACGGGCGCACGAUGAAGGCGGGAGCAUAACCCCGGAGGGGGCCCGUCGCCGCCACCCCCUCCCAGCCCGGCUAGGGGAGCCACGUUUAGGAGCUUGAGAAAGAGGGGAGGGGGCUGCCUAUGUGCGCAGGGAGAGCGGGUGGGGGCAGGAGGGGGGCGAGGUGUGCCAGGCGAGGGGUUGGGCUUGGGGUGGGAGCAGAGAGGCGCCCCUACCUUACCUUUUCAUAGCAAGGUCUCGAUUGAGACCCUCUCCACCCCACCUUCGCCCCUUCCCCAAACCGGACUAGGUCUAUUUGCUAAGAGAGAGAGAGAGAGAGAGAGAGAGAGAAAGGGGGGGGGGGGUUCUGGGGGAAGCGCCGCCCAGAAGGGAUGUGUCUCCUCCCCUCCUCUUAAUCCCCCCCAAACCUUGGGGAGAAAGAGGGGGUGACUAUUUUUCCCUCUCCCCUUUUGCGUGGAGGGGAGAGGGGGGGAAGGAAAAAAGAAAAAGAGAGAGAGAGAAUGUCGUGAUUUAAGUGCCCAGCCGGAAUUUCAAGCCCCCUCUCUUCUACCUCGCCGCACCCACUGCGCCUUCGGAUCCAGACCUUCGGAGGGGCCGCCCGGAACGAUGUUUCUCCGGACUUGGGGGGCCGUGCCUGAGAAACAGCUGACGGCGUGGAGGGGGACCCUGGACCAUUCGGCAGAAACGGCCUGUUGUUAAUCCCUUUUGGAAAGAAAAAAAAGGACAACGUUCCCAAGCGAGGGAGGGAAGAAGAAAAAAGGAGAGAGACAGAGAGAGAGAGAGAGUGAGAGAGAGAAGUAACCUUGAGAUCUAGCGGCUUAGGGGGGAAAAAACCGCAAAGAAAACAGCCAUGGGUUGUGCUCCCAGCAUUCAUAUAUCUGACAGCCGGGUGGUUUAUCACAGUAACAAAGAUCCGGAGGACUCCAAUUCGUCCCAGCAAGUCUCUGGAUUAUUCAUUAAAUCUUCCAACACCACCUCGUACAAGUUGAGAACUAACGUAACGAAAAAGGACUCUCGGGAUAACAUGGAGGCAGAAUCGAGGACCAAGAGAUCCAGCGUGAAGGCAGUAGGAACGGAUGUGCAAUUUGGCCCUAUGAGACUCCACCGAGAACAACUUCAGGUACUCUUAGUGUUUGCCAAAGAAGACAACCAGAGCAAUGGGUUCUGCUGGGCUUGUGAAAAAGCAGGCUACCGCUGUAGCAUUGCCAGGACACCUGAAUCUGCCCUUGAGUGUUUUUUGGAUAAACACCAUGAAAUCAUCAUUAUUGAUCACAGGAAUUCGAGAUACUUUGAUGCAGAAACGCUGUGCAGGUCCAUUAGAACAACAAAACCAUCUGAAAACACUGUUAUUAUUGGGGUCGUGCGGAGACAUGCAGAUCGUGAAGAGUUCUCAUUAUUGCCUUUUCUUUCUGCAGGCUUCACAAGGAGAUACGUUGAAAACUCGAACAUCAUGGCUUGUUACAAUGAACUCAUACAGUUGGAAUUUGGAGAAGUACAGGCACAAUUUAAACUAAGGGCUUGUAAUUCGAUAUUUACAGCAUUAGAGAAAAGUCAAGAAGCCACUGAGAUUACAAGUGAAGACCAUGUAAUACAGUAUGUAAAUCCUGCAUUUGAAGCAGUAAUGGGCUAUCAGAAAGGCGAAUUAAUAGGAAAGGAACUAACAGAAGUGCCUACAAAUGAAAAAAAAGCUGAUUUCCUUGACACUAUUAAUUCUUGCAUCAAGUUCGAAAAGGAAUGGCAAGGGACUUACUAUACCAAAAAGAAAAACGGCGAGAGCAUACAACAAAAUGUGAAGAUCAUACCUGUCCUUGGACAGGGAGGAAAAAUUAGACACUAUGUGUCACUUAGUAGACCGUGCAAUGACAACAAUAAGGCGGAAAGAAUCUGCGAAAGAGUGCAGGCUGAGUCCCAGACAGGUAUAAUGUUGCGACUGCACAAAAUUGGUUGUGUAAUAAAUAUUAUCAACGCUGCUCAAGAAAGCAGUCCCAUGCCAGUGGCUGAAGCGUUGGAUAGAGUCCUGGAGAUUCUGAGGACUACUGAGUUGUAUUCUCCACAGCUUGGCACCAAAGAUGAAGAUCCACACACAAAUGACCUUGUCGGUGGCUUGAUGACGGAUGGACUACGAAGAUUAUCAGGGAAUGAAUACCUGUUAUCAGCAAAGCAAACCCAUCAAGUACCGGGCAGUUUGAUCUCACCCAUCUCCCUCAACGACAUCCCACCCAGGAUAGCUCAAGCAAUGGAAAAUGAACAAGACUGGGAUUUUAAUAUUUUUGAGUUGGAGGCUGCUACUCAUAAAAGGCCUUUGGUUUAUCUUGGCCUCAAACUGUUUGCUCGCUUUCGGAUCUGUGAGUUUCUCGGUUGCUCUGAGUCGACGCUGAGGUCUUGGUUGCAAGUCAUAGAAGCCAAUUAUCACUUAUCCAACUCUUACCACAAUUCAACCCACUCGGCAGAUGUGCUCCAUGCCACGGCCUAUUUCCUUUCAAAAGAAAGAGUAAAACAAACCUUGGAUCCCAUUGACGAAGUUGCUGCGUUGAUAGCUGCCACCGUCCACGAUGUGGACCAUCCGGGACGAACCAAUUCUUUCUUGUGCAACGCCGGAAGCGAACUGGCCAUUUUAUAUAAUGACACAGCAGUGUUGGAGAGCCAUCAUGCAGCGCUAGCCUUCCAGAUCACCACCCGGGAUGAUAAAUGCAACAUUUUUAAAAACAUGGAGAGGAAUGAAUACCGAACUCUGCGACAAGCCAUUAUUGACAUGGUCUUGGCCACGGAAAUGACCAAACAUUUUGAGCAUGUCAACAAAUUUGUCAACAGUAUCAACAAGCCGUUGGCUGCCUUGGAAGAGAAUGGGAGUACCAAUGGCGAGGGGGAUCCCAUCAAAAACGUCCUCACGUCUGCUGAGAAUCGAAUCCUGAUCAAACGGAUGCUAAUUAAGUGUGCUGACGUUUCCAACCCUUGCCGUUCGUUGGAACAGUGCAUUGAGUGGGCAGGUCGGAUCUCGGAGGAGUAUUUUGCACAGACCGAUGACGAGAAGAGGCAAGGUUUACCUGUUGUCAUGCCAGUUUUCGACAGGAAUACCUGCAGUAUCCCUAAAUCUCAAAUCUCGUUCAUUGAUUACUUCAUCAUGGAUAUGUUUGAUGCUUGGGAUGCUUUUGCAGAUCUACCAAAUCUGAUGCAACACCUAGACAACAACUUCAAGUAUUGGAAGGGGAUGGAUGACAAGAAGUUGAGGACUCUUCGGGCACCCCCGGAAUAGCUGUCAGACCCACUGAACAUGCCUAUCUUCCAUCAGGAGGCCGGUUCCUUCAAACUUGCCUUUGGUUAUGGAUUUUCAGAUUUGUUUGGUCUCUUCAGUAGGACAGCAAGACCUUUGUGUUCCCGACCACGGGGCGCUUGGACAAUCUGAAGAGCCUCAAGGUCAGAAGAACUCUCUUCUCCCUCGGUCAUCGAGCAAUUGAGGAGGUGGCUGUAUUUUUCAAGCUGAGUUACACUGGAUAGAUGCCUGUAUCAGAGAGAAUUUCAGGGUGAGCCUUAUCGCUUGCAUUACUAGCAUGCGUGGAAGUCAUCUUUGGAGAGAGAGAUCCGUUCCUCAGAAGACCUCAGUGUAUGGUUCUUCAGAGCAGGAAAUGAUGGAGAAAAGAAACGUCCCUCGCCCAUGAGGAUUCAUUACCAUGACGAGGAAUCUUUAGCACUAAAAGAAUAAAAGAAACUGUAACUGCUACAUGGAACAAUCAGACAAUACGGACUCUCUGUGGAGGAGCUUCCUUUUUUUUAUCUUCUCAAAUGGACUUCGCUGUAUUUUUUCACAUUGCUGAAAGCGCGAUGAAAGCAAGUUCUCUUAAGAAUUUAGCCGCCAAUGGAAGCAAACCAACGGAUCCCCCUCCGUUCCCCUUGGCCCUGCAGAUUUUUCCGAAGCUGAUUGUUAGGCACCUCUGAUUAAAAUAUGUUUUAUUUAUUUUGUUAGAUGUCAAAUAUUUUCUACAAAAGUUUAUAAAGACUAUAAAACGCCAAAGCCAACUUCUAGGGGCAUUACGGUUUUUCGUAAUUCCUAACUCAUUAUGCAUUUUUUUCCUUCUCCGAUUGCAACGAGGGCGCGCAGUGAAUCUAACCUUUUGUUAUACAGAGAGGAUGGGUGGCUAUCUCGGUUUUAUAUAUUACAGAUAGCCCUCGACUGAACGGCCAUUUGUUCAGCAACCCUUUGAAUAGGCACUGAAUAGGGGGGAUUACACAACUUUGCUCUUGUGAUUAUGUCUCUGCUGUGGAUAUUAGGCUCUGGCUACUAAGUCCAACCAGUGGCCAGUAAAUCUUUUGCCAGUACUCUGCAUCUUCAUGUGAUCUUCCGGUGAAAUGAAUUUCUCAGCCCCUUCUUUAAAGAAAAGAAAAAAAUUCUUGGAGAAUUCCCGGCCCCUCUUGUAGAAUGUACAACAUGUUGUAUAUCAGGGCUGUCAAACUCGCGGCCCGCGGGCUGGAUGCUUCACGGGCUGGCCACGCCCAUACCU
Messenger RNA from Notechis scutatus (mainland tiger snake), 4515 nucleotides. NCBI's taxonomy places the organism in Eukaryota, Metazoa, Chordata, Lepidosauria, Squamata, Elapidae. The record is from RefSeq and is a predicted model, not a curated record.